Messenger RNA from Didymosphaeria variabile, 2808 nucleotides. RefSeq lists its product as uncharacterized. The record is from RefSeq and is a predicted model, not a curated record. NCBI's taxonomy places the organism in Eukaryota, Fungi, Ascomycota, Dothideomycetes, Pleosporales, Didymosphaeriaceae. The transcript has 6 exons. Gene Ontology annotation, molecular function: iron ion binding; heme binding; oxidoreductase activity, acting on paired donors, with incorporation or reduction of molecular oxygen. Bases 1 to 2808 code for a protein of 935 amino acids.
AUGAACAGCAUUACUCUGGAUAGUACUGGAAUUGAUUUCUGGAGAUGGGGCCUGGUAUCGCAAGGGAUCAUUCUCGGAGGGGUCAUUUCGCUCUCGCUGAUCACAGUGGGAGUUUUAUACGGCGUCUAUAAUGCAUUCAUUCACCCUCUCCGACGGUAUCCAGGGCCGUUGCUCUGGACAGCUUUCCGCUUUCCCUACGUCAUUGCCAUACAUAGCGGUGACAUACACCGGCGACUGAAGACAUAUCACGACGAAUAUGGACCCAUCGUUCGAAUUGCACCUAAUGAGUUGUCGUAUGCUGAUCCCUCCGCGUGGAAAGACAUCUACGGCAAUCGUCCCGGCCACCAGCCACUUGAGCGCAACCGCACCUGGUUCAAGAAAAUGUCCCCUGAUGAACCGCACUCUCUGAUGGGCUACAAUGAAGAGGCACAUGCCCGACAAAAGCGAGCAUUUGCGCAGUCGUUCUCCGACAAGAGCUUACGGGACCAGUCUCCAGUCAUUGAAAGCUACAUUGAUAGCUUCGUAAGCGCGCUUAGGGCUCGCACUUCAGGACGGCAGUGGACGAAGAAGACCGUCGACCUAUCUCAGUGGUUCGUCUUUCUCAUGUUCGACAUAUCAGGGGAUCUCUCGUUUGGGGAAUCUUUCGGGUGCCUUUCAACGGGGAGAGCGCAUCCUUGGGUAGAGAUCGCGCAGGACUUCGGCAAAGGGCUAUCCCUUAUAGCGUCGGUCAACAUGUACCCUCCAGUCGACAAGCUGCUACGCUACAUCAUUCCGAAGCGCAUCAGACAACGGCAAGUCACGCACCGCGAAAUGAGUGCAUCAAUGGCGAAGAAGAGGUUGUCUUUAAAAGUGGAUCGACCGGAUUGGGUCAGCCCUGCUAAGAGAUAUGACGACCACAAAGACGCUCUUUCCGAAAGUGAGUGGGCGAUCAAUAUGACUAUUAUCAUAUUCGCUGGCGCCGAGACCACUGCAAGUGCUCUAUGUGCAAUCACCAGACACUUACUGCAGAACCGCGGUGCCCUGCAUCGAGUAACAGAGGAGAUCCGGUCCGCAUUCACCACCGAAAGUGAAGUCAAGAUAACUUCCACUGGAAAUCUGCCCUACCUGAAUGCGGUCAUCAACGAAGGCUUGCGGAUCGCGCCUCCUUCCGUCAUCGGUGUUCCAAGAGUGGUGCCCAAGGGCGGGGAUACAAUCUGUGGACAGUGGGUACCAGAAGGAACAUACGUGGCGUACAACCAGUUCUCGGCAAACCGCCAGCAGCACAACUUUCACCACCCUAAUUCCUUCAUACCCGAACGCUUCCUCGAUCCAGACUCGAAAGCCGACAAUUUGGCAUCGUUCCAACCGUUCCAGAUGGGGCGGCAUGUCUGCAUCGGCAUGAAGCUUGCUUAUGCGGAACUACGCGUCACUUUGGCAAGGCUGUUGUUUGCGUUCGACAUUCGCUUGGCAGAUGAGGAGGACCGGUGGGACUGGGGCGAGCAAAACACAUACAUAUUUUGGGAUAAGCGUCCACUUAACAAGAUCAACUACCAUAGCCAGACAGCAGACACCAUGCUCUCCCCCGUGUUCAUCAUUUCAUUGGCCGUCGCCGCUCUUCUCCUCCGCUGCAUCAUCACGGCCCUCCGUUCCCCCCUCUCGCACAUCCCAGGCCCAUGGCACACGCGCUUCACCGCGCUGUCUCUCCGCCUCGCCAUCAUCAAAGGCCGCAGGAUCCACCAUGUCGACAGCCUCCACCAGAAGUACGGCCCUACCGUCCGCAUCGCCCCCGCUGAACUCGCCGUCUCGGAGCUCUCCGCUUUUUCCCAGAUUCACCGCAUCGGCAGCCGUUUUGUGAAAUCGCCGUGGUACGAGGGAUCGCACAGGGGAGGAAAACCGGGGAUAUUUGCGAUGCAGGAUGUCAAGGAACAUGCGCAGAGGCGGAGACUGUUUGCGAGGGCGUUCAGCUAUACGGGUAUUGCUACGCACUGGGAGGGUACGAUUCGAGAGAAGGCGAGUCUUGCUAUUCGACGGAUUAAAGAGUGCGCGAGGGAAGGCGGCCAAGGGCAUAGUCUGGACGGAAAGGAUGCGGAGAGGAAGAGCGACGGCGCCGACGUGAUGAAGUGGUGGACGCUGAUGGCUACAGAUGUCAUUGCGCACCUUGCUUUUGGGGAGAGCUUCGGGAUGCUGGAGCUUGGACGACAGACGCCGUACAUUGAUGCCUUGCAGAGCGUCCUUCUGGGGAGUGUGCUGCGAGGGGAAGUACCGUUUUUGUGGCACAUCGCGAGGUGGAUUCCCUUUGGCAGGCUCUACGCUAUCACCCAGGCAGAAGGGCUGGUCAUGCAGCAUGGCAGCCGAGCAAUCCACAAUAUGAGACGGGAAGGUGGCGGCGUGCAGAACCUCUUUGGACAGAUGGAGGCCGCGGCUGAGAAGGACGAUGGCAGCAUCACGGAUGAGGAGGUUAAGAGGGAAGCUGGAAAUUUGAUCAUCGCGGGGAGUGACACGACGGCAGUGACGCUCACGUAUAUGGUCUGGGCGAUUUUGAAGCAGCCUGCGUUGCAACGAGAGCUUGAGGCUGAAAUUGCAGGCUUGAGCGACGCAUUGCAUCUAAACGAGCUAGUUAACAAUGCGCCUUUGUUGAACAGUGUCAUCGAGGAGACGUUAAGGCUAUAUGGAGCUGCGCCAGGUGCGUUGCCGAGAAUGGUACCAAAGGAAGGGGCCGUAUUUGGAGGAUACCAAAUCCCCCGAGGCGUUGAAGUCAGCACGCAGGCAUAUACAAUCCACCGGCAUCCCGAUCUGUGGACCGAUCCUUUAAGGUACGUUCUCUUUUAG